This is a messenger RNA of Monopterus albus (swamp eel), 1244 nucleotides long. Its product is annotated as kinesin-like protein KIF9. The record is from RefSeq and is a predicted model, not a curated record. The coding region runs from base 16 to 1140 and encodes 374 amino acids. The transcript is spliced from 10 exons. Lineage: Eukaryota; Metazoa; Chordata; Actinopteri; Synbranchiformes; Synbranchidae.
CAGCAGGAGAUACAGAUGCUUAAAGAGGAACUGUCCAUGUACAAAACACCGAAUGAGUUGUUACCUGGAGCCCAGCUGGCCGAGAUCGACAGUCAGGUUCAGAGGUUUCUGGACGGAAGCCUGAAGGAAAUCACUGUCACAAGUAUCAGGCAGGCCCAAGCACUGUUUGCCCAAAUCAAACUGGCUGUGCAGGAACAGAAGCAGAAGGUGAUGGCUCAGCUCUGCCACAAGUGCAGCUUGGCUGAGAAAAAUCAAAAUGGAAACAUUGGCGCUAUCAAGGUCAUGGAGCAGGAUACCAGAGGCGGGAGCGACGAUGUGGAGGCUGGCAGUACUGGGACAUCUGCCCAGUCGCCGAAGCAGACACGGGACCCGAGUUCCACCACAUCGAAAACCGUGAAGUUGAGGGACAAACAGAGCCAAAGGAAGAGACAGGGGGGAGGGAGUCCUGCUUCCAGGAAGCGAUCAGAGAGUGCAUCCAAAUCAAAGCUGAACUCUGCCCAGAUGCCUGAGAGGGAACAGGAGUCCCAAAAGCCAGACACAGAGUCCUUGGACUCACAGCCACCUGAAAACAAAUCCUUUCCCCCUGGGGUUGUUUCUCUUCCUCCCAAAGCAGAGGCAUUUGAGGAUUUUAAAGCAGGACAAGGCCAUAUGAUCACCUGCAUCCUUAAGGACAACAAGGCUGUGCUGCUGGAACGCCGUGGUCUCCUUCGACAGCUUACAGAGGAUGUCAGUGCUGUCAAGAGAAAGAUCGACUGCACAACAGCUACCAUCCAGCAGCGCAAGGAAAUGAGAGAAACCCAAGGUCAGUAUUUGGUCAUGGAAGAGGAGGAGGAGCUAGAUGACACUUUGAUAUUGCAGCUCAGAGAGCUGAAGACCCUGUACCAGCAGAGAUGUGCAGCGUUGCGUGACAUCAAGGCAGAGGUCAACUACUGUCAGCACCUUGUGGAUCAGUGCACAGUGCGCCUGCUCUCUGAAUUUGAAACCUGGUAUAAGAAGACUUGCCUGUUUCCUGAGGAGGAGCUCCAGAUGACUAUGAGCCUUGCAAAGUGGAACAAGGCGCUCUCCAUUACUCCUAUGCAGAACAGCUCAUCGGCUGGGUCUGGACAGAGAAGACACUUUCCAAUUCCACCUGUUACUUAACUGAGUUUUAUGCACAAACUAAAGUUCAUAAACUAAGACAUCCACAAGUGCUAAAUGUGAAGUGUAAUGUGCCUUUUCAGUGUACACACAGUCCUACUAAAUAU